AAAUGAAACGAAAUGUCACGAAUUUUAAAUAUCGAAUGCAGUCGAGCAAAUGACCUCGUUUUUGAAAAUUUAUAUUGAAAAUGAAGAGUGAAAUUUUGCAAUAAUUAAGUAAUUUGUCAGUUAGAGUUUUUGUAGUAAUAUAUUAUAUUUAUUUACAUUGCAUAUUUUUAACACUUUAUGUUGGCGUUUUCAAUGUCCUAAAUUAUGUUGAUAAAUAGUGUCAAUGAAGCCAACGACAGUGAGCAAAUAUCUGAUCUCCCUGCUGAGUGUCACACUGAUGACCACGCCUGUGAAUACCAAACUGCAGAUGAACUUUUUGAAUUAAUGGCAAGAAAUCACCAAUAUGAUUGUAAUGGUCAUUCCCUUUCGCCUAGCGAUUUAGUGAUAUUAUAUAGAAACAUCGAAAUGGGCACACAAUUGAUGAGCGGUGCUGAAACUUUGAAUUGUUCUAAAUCUAACCAGUACGUAGAAACUGUCGUGUACAACGAAGACCCCGACUCAGAUGGCACCGAUAGUAGUGAAAUAUAUUCAAGUGACGACCUGUACAAUGUGGUUUUGUUCAACAAAGACCGAAUCGACCUUUUGAGCAAUCCAUCAUCACUGAAGAAUACCUUGUGUAACAAAUUGGGCGAUAUAGAGAUGCCAACCGCCAACAUAUCAGUGCAUUAUAACAAGCGCUUUCUUUACAAUAACCCAUACAUCAAUGAACAGCUAACAAAUUUGAAUAUUAUAUUAAAAUCCACAUCCGAAGAAUUCAAUGGUCCCUUACUUUCAUCUUCACUAUUAGAUUACAUUUCUUGCAAGCGGAUGGAUAACAACUACGAUUUCUACAUGGAUAAUAUUAUAAAAUAUGUGCAACACACUAUCGAGCAGCUGAGACGGAUAAGCAACGGAGAUUAUUUAACUGACAGAGCAAAAGAGAAAUGGAAAGAAUCCAAUUAUGCUGAUAAUAAACAUAAUGAUUUUGAAAAUAUGAAAAUACUCGCCACCUCCGCCAGCAUCCCACUACAGGUUGAACAAAAAGCUAACUUUCAUUACAGUACAUGGGAUGAUAUAAUACAUUCAGAGGUGGAUGUAAGAUCCUUGUGCAAAAUUUUAGAAAAAAAAGUAGUCGUUGAAAUCCCUAAAUUAAUCCAAGGAUCUUAUAAAUUGUUUAGCAAAUUGCAUUCAGACAACUUAGUUCUUUGUUGUAAAAAAAGACAGGAAUCAAAAAAUAAUUCGCAAGAGGCACGACUUGACGUUGUUUUAAAACUAGGCCACUCUGAGACAGGACAAGUUAUUAACAAUAUUAGCUCGAUAGUGAUAUAUCAAAAUAAUCCACAAAAUCAACAAGGUAGGUCGACAACAGCUUUAUUGCCAUUACUUUGUAAUGAGAUCCCCGCAGCUAAAGAAGACCAACAAUUACAUAAAACUGUUGAAAUUGAAGAAGUAAAAGAGGAGAUUGUACCAACACUAGAAAACUUCACAGAUUUUCUAGAAGUAUUGGAUCAUAAGAAUUCUGAAGUUGCCGACACAUCUCAAAGAACUGAAUGUGAUAGUUAUGAUAACGAUAACUACUAUUUAAAUAAUAUUUUUUCCUCAUCCAGUGACUGUGCUGAAUCAAGAGAUUUGGACACGGGAGUUCUUGUGAAUAUUUUACAACAGGAGUCAUUUAAUAACAUGAACUCAUCCGAUGAUCUUGUUUUUUCAACCCAGAGGUUAAUAAUGGAUUCUUUACCUGAAGAAAGUUAUGAGGAGGUUAAAAAACCUGUCAAAAUGAAAUCCCCAACUAAAAUAAGAGUGAAAUCGCCUUACGAAAAUAAAUCAUUUUUAAUGGAAGAAAAAAAGAGAAAAAAGCUUUUAGAAAUAAGAGAAAGGCGUGAAAAAAAGAAGAUGGCGAUGAAUGAAAGUUGCAAAAUAUCCAAACAUAAAUAUGGCAAAGGUUCGAUUAUGCCUCGACCAUCUAGUUCCGUCACCAAGUUAUCGAUUACCAAUAAGUCAUUUUAUAAUUCUAUUUAUGGACAAAAUGCUAAAGAUGAUAAUAUGCAAACAAGUAAAUCUAAAUCUUGUAAAGGAAAAAAAGAUAUGAUGUUAGAAAAUAGUUUCGAACAAACUUCAGAAAUUCUGUCACCUGAUACAAAUAAUAAGAAAUACGUUGACCGCAGUUAUUACUUGGAUGAAGCUGUGACGGAAAUAAUGUAUACAGAACCAAGUGAACAUAGUAGUGAUGUGAGAGACUUGUUUUCAGUUUCUACGUCUGUUUUAUCAAGUGAUUUAGGACCUAACAUAUCCUCAAUUCCUCCAACAAUAAAUAGUCCGUGCGAUAAAUCUGAACGAUUUGACGAAACUAAUGAGUCGAAUGACACAACCAACAAAAGUGGAAACGAAUUGGAUGCAACAUCUUUACAUAGUAUACGUGACAAUGAACCAUCAACAUCUUAUAAAAGUGACCACAAAAAAGCUAUACCUAUCGAAUGCCGAAAAAGUAUAGAUAAAAUAUACGGUUUGAUGAAAAAAUUAGGCAAUGAUACAUUGGAAUCUAAAUCAUCACCAACAAAAUGUAUGACAUCAGGUACAAACAACAUCGAAACAAAUGUUGCUCCAGAAAGCUCUUUGCAAUAUAGUGAUAGCGGCACAAGUCUGAAACAUCUUUUGGAAUCUUCGAACCCUAGCAGCUUUAGCUUUGAUAAAAUACCUACCAUCGACCAAGUCUCUUCACCAAAGAGCGAUAUAACCAAAAAAGUCAAUGGCGUAAUAACUGUUGUACCAAAAGUAAUAAUAAGUGCUAAGCAAUCCGCGAUAAAAAUGGAAGGAGACAAAAUGAAAAAGGAACGUAAGAAAAUUGCAGUAAACAUUCAAAAAAUACCAGAUAAUCCUUUAAAAGCUAUAUCACAAUUGUUACAUGAGUUUGAUAGUGUUCAAAGAACAAGGCAUAAAAUAACAGUUGAAUCAAAAGGUAACAAGAAGUCAGAAGUUUCUUUCGAGAAUCGUAAUAUUUCUCGACAGGGUGCUCUCAAGACUCGCUUACACUUAGAAACACCUGAUGUUAUAAAACAUGAACCAGCUAAUGAAAAAAAUAAAGUCGUCAUAAGGGAGCGAAAGGUGAAACCUAGUGUUAUACACGAACCUUUAAAAAUACUUCACCAACCAUCACCGACCGAAGAUAGGCAAAUCGAUCGUACCAGGAAAAGAUUAGCAGAUAUAAUAGAUGAAGUGAAAGAGGCCAAAGGAGAAGCCGUACGAGGCCCAUCGAAAUUUACUUCGAGAUUGAAUACUCUCGCUCAGCCAAAGAAAUCUUAUGUGCAAGCUCACAGUGAGGAGUAUCAAACGAAAUAUGGAAGAACUUUAAUGGCAGAUAGGCUUCAGAGAUUGGCUGGGUCGCAGGCACCGAUGCAAACCACUGAGCGCCAUUUGAUGUCAGGGAGCGCAAGGGGUAGGUCGAGACGUAGUGUAGAGCCGGUGGCCGGUGCCUCCAAGAGUCAGCAACCUCCUUCGUUGCCUCCUUUAGAACGAGGAACCAAGCACCGGCGGUCAGCAAGUGCCAGCCCCGAGAAACCUGCAGAGCCCGACGUUACGUUAUAUAAGCAGAGUCAUGAUCCAGAUGCACCAGAAACAUUGAAAAACAAGAUGGUUGCUGUGGAGUCAUACGUGAAAAGUCACUAUGGACGUGCGGCGACUGCUAACGGGGACCAUGCUCGUAUGGCGAAUAAAGCUAGGGUGCCGCUCGUGCCUCAUGAUCUCGACUUUUCUCCAGUGCCGUCUUCUCCUACUGGGGAAGAGUCUGCAGCCAUUGGCAACAAAUUACACUGCAUCAUCAACAGCAUUAUGAAGGUGAAACCUGGAAUGCUUGCUGCUCUCGCCGAGAGCCCGGAGAGUGACUCGAAACACAGUCAAGAAGACCAGUUCAAUGAUGAACUUUAUCACUCGAGAGAUGAUAAAACAUCUUCUGUUGAUUCUGAGUAUCGUGCUGACAUAUUCGAAGACAAAAAUGUCAAAACUGCCGUACAGAAUUUUCUAGAAGACAAAAGUGAAGAGACCGUCACUGAGGAAACUUCUGAACGAUCGUAUGCGUUCAAAUAUGGAGGGGUAGAAACGUCCGAUUCUACCAUCGCAUUGGAGGAACUCGAAAAUGCUUUACAUCGUCGGAUAUCAGUCGGAGCAUUUUCUAAACGUUUGAGAUUAAAAAAAUUAACGAUCACACCUAAACAAUCAAUGCAGCAAAUGUUUUUAGCACAGUCCGGUGAUGCAGAAUCAGGAUUAUUGAUUCAAUCCGCAAUUUCGAAAAACCUGAAAGUUAAUAUUUCACAGGCUAACAGCGAAAUAAAAUUAAGAGAAAUUCGAUCAUUGGUCCAACCUCAACUGGAUUGGAGAGUAACAAGUAUACCUCUACAAAUUACCACUGUGGGAUAUGCAUUUCCACAAUACGACAUGACUCAGUGUAGCUCAAACUUCGAUAUAAAAUCUAUUGUAGAUAGAACAUUGAAUGAUGACGCUAAACGUAGCCAAAAAUCAUUACUGGAAACAAAUUCGACGCAAAAUAUAAUUAUUAGUCGCUGUGAUGCAUUUUUGUCUGACAUAGACAAAGAAGCAAAACAAGAUCAACCACCAGACAAAUUAACGCCAAUACCAAUGGAAACUGCUACUGCAACCAAAGAAAUAUUUGAAGACGGUGAAUUCGAAAACACGUCAAAAUCAUUCAAGAAUUCUAUUUAUCAAGUCCGAAAUGUUAAAAAUGAAACUAAUAACCAUAUAAACUACACUUCAUCCUUAGAUAUGUUAGUCGGAAUUUUGAAUGAGAUACAGAAGAUUACUGCAUGUCAUAUUACUAGCACUGAAACUUGUGAUAAUCAGGAAUGCAAGCAACUAGAAAAUGUGUUGUGUAAUGACGACACUAAGUGCAUUGUGAAUUUGAACAAAUCUCAGGACCUAAUUUCUAUCACUUCCUUAGAUAGACUGAGGCAAUUGGAUUCCAAUGCUAGUAUAUACUCUCUUUAUAUUUCAAAUGAUGAAUCUGAGGAAGACAGCUCGAAAGUAAUAUCUAAUGUAAACAUUGCACUAUUUCAUGAUAAAAGCAAAUUUGCUGACAAAGAAGUAAGCGCCGAUUUUCCAGAGAAGCAGCUGACUAGUACGUUUACAGAUGUUCCAUCUUUGUUUCCUUUAGCAGUUACUCACAGUACAAAUGUAACAGAGUCACUGAUGAGAAUAUUGUGUAUACCAUCUAAUCGAACUGUGAUUUCGGACCCUAAUGAUAACGAUGAAAAUUACAGCGAAUUAUCCAUAGAUCGUCAAAAUAAAUUAAUUGAAAUAUCGCCAUCAACUGUAAUAAAAAAAACUAAACCGUAUUCCACAAUGUGUUCAGAAAUUGCAAAUGUUUUACAGACUGCUGUCAUUAAACAAAAACAUAUCAAAGAUACACAAAUGGAUGAAAUUGAUGUUAGCUCUUUUAAAGCUAAUAAUAGUUUGUUAAAAGGAAACCAGCUUGAUCAACUGACACUCCAAUAUAAUGUUUCGAACUAUGAUCCACUGCUCAAGAUAAAAAGGGAUAUUUUAGUAACAGUGUACUCAAUGCUUGUUUUAACUGUUUUUGCAGCUUUGUCUUUUCCGGAUAUAUUAUACCUUGCGUAAACGCCUAAGUAAUUUAUCUUUAGAUAAUUUAUACAAAAUUUUAUAAUUUAUUUAAACGGAUUUUCAUUAAAGAUAAAUACAAGUAUGAAAAUUAAAAAUUAAAACACUUUAUAGAUUGUUCCCAUAACAAACUUACGAAUGCCACAAAAAGUAAAUAACAUACCAUGGAACCACAAUAUCGCGAUAACCCAACGAUUUGCCAACUCGCGGCUAAUCGGACCAAGCUAUUCGCCUAAUCGUGAAUGUGAUGAAAAUGUGCUUCGCUUUGCUGUCGGCUUGGUGCGCAUCAUAGGAUUCUAUUGCGAUAACAUUCGUACGGUUGAUUACACAUCGAGCGCUUUGUUAACAGCAAGAUCUCGUGUUGAUCGUAUGUAUUUGCAUAUAUAAGAAAAUAAUUGAUUCGAGAAAUUCUAGAAUAUUGGCAUUCACAGCAAAUUAAGAAUAGAUAAUAACCAUUUGUGGAGAGAGACUAAGGUGUCGUCCUAACUGAACGAUCGUACGAUGACAAGAUGCAAAAAAAAAUUCUUCAGUCUCCUAAUUCAGAAAGAGUUUAAAUUCAUAUUUCAUUCAUUCAAAUAAAAAUAGACCAUUCGUUUUGGAAACCUCUACAAUUACCAAUUAUUAGAAAACAUUUUAAACAAAACGAUUAAGAUAUAAGUUAAUUAAAUUUCGAAAAGAACGAUUUAGAAAGCUUCUAGUAGUGAAACAAAUUAAGAAUAGGCUAGUUGACCCUUUUUGGAAAAAGGUUUUAAAUGGUUAAUAAAUGUUCUAUUAGACCGAAAAAAAUGUAUUGUAUUUUUUUUAAACCUAGAAAGCUACAAAUCUUUAAUUUUAAAAUAGACUUUUCAUGGACAUACAAAAACGCUGUCGGCCAUUUUAGUCUAUAGAUUAUCUAUUCUAUGACGUGAACUGUGGUAAACAAAAACUCGUAAACACGUAGGAAAUUACUUUUAACUGAGUUUAUAAUAAAAAAAAAACAUGAUUUCUAAUAAAUACCACGAAAAAUAAAGUAAUUAUCAUUAAUGUAUUGUACGAGAAUAUAAAAACACAUCCUUGAAGACUCCAGGAAAGUUGUGGAUUAAAAUGCCGAAAGAAAUUAACCUACGCAACUUUAUUACACUUAUUCAUAUGUUGUAUCAGUUUUAUGUUUAUUACUACAUUGUAAUACUAAAUGCACUGUAUUUACAUAGAUGCCUUGUCAUUUCUCUGCUCCGCAGGGCAGAAAUCGGGGUUUAGUGCAACAAAUUCACCAACCAACCAACCAAUGCGUCAAUUCUUGGCAGAUUUGUGCUUUCUGCUUUCACAAAGCCGGCAUCCAUAAUUAGUUUUGUCAAAAAAAACUAAGUUUAUUGUUUUUUUCUUUCCUAAAGUUAAAAGUGUUUUAAGAUAAAUUUAGUCAGACGAAAGAAUCCACCUACAGU
Chilo suppressalis (striped riceborer) is the source of this 7025-nucleotide messenger RNA. Lineage: Eukaryota; Metazoa; Arthropoda; Insecta; Lepidoptera; Crambidae. The record is from the annotation of a GenBank genome assembly.